This is a messenger RNA of Nycticebus coucang (slow loris), 1179 nucleotides long. It is a transcript of the gene PKIG, whose product is annotated as cAMP-dependent protein kinase inhibitor gamma. NCBI's taxonomy places the organism in Eukaryota, Metazoa, Chordata, Mammalia, Primates, Lorisidae. The record is from RefSeq and is a predicted model, not a curated record. Gene Ontology annotation, cellular component: nucleus; cytoplasm. The transcript is spliced from 4 exons. Gene Ontology annotation, biological process: negative regulation of cAMP-dependent protein kinase activity. The coding region runs from base 265 to 495 and encodes 76 amino acids. Gene Ontology annotation, molecular function: cAMP-dependent protein kinase inhibitor activity.
CACCCACUGAAACCUCGAAGUGCUUUUCAUUUAGAAGAUACGAGAGAGAGAGGGGAUAGGAAAGAAUCCUGCCUAUACCACUGGUCUGCAUCGCUAACCUUGAAUCCUGGUUUCUAAAUUCCACCUCCACUCUGACUGAGGACCUCUGGAUCUUGAGGAAACUUUGUUCUUAAUUUCCACACUGAUUAGUCAACAGUGGAAAAUCUGAAGAGAUGCAAGCAGGAAAAAGAAAUUAACCCAGGCCUGAGGAGCAAUGCGACAGGCAUGAUGGAGGUCGAGUCCUCCUACUCGGACUUCAUCUCCUGUGACCGGACAGGCCGUCGGAAUGCUGUCCCUGACAUCCAGGGAGACUCGGAGGCUGUGAGCGUGAGGAAGCUGGCUGGAGACAUGGGCGAGCUGGCGCUCGAGGGGGCAGAAGGGCAGGUGGAGGCAAACACUUCAGACAAGGAGGCUAGCAACCAGCCCCAGAGCAGCGAUGGCACCUCCUCAUCUUGAGACUGACUUGUCCAAGGAGGCUGGAAGAGAGACCUGCUCUCCUCUACUGGAAGGGGAACCCUGGCACUGGCCUGGCAGCCUCUUCUAUGAGCCCCGUGUCCCAGGCAAGCCAGGUCAGACUGAGAGGGCCCCCCACAGGCCACUGUGGCCCCCACUCUGGGAAAGCCCUCUGCCCACACCCACAGGAUCCACAUCCACACCACCACUGCUAUGCCCAGGAACACUUUCAAGUCACUGUAACCGCAGGAUGUUAUUUAUUCAGCUGGCGCUGAGACUCACCGCAGGGCCCUACAUCCCAGGGUGAGCAGCCCAUGCAGGAACACUCCUUUUGUCCGCCUGGGCAGGGACCAUGUCCCAACACUGACCCCUUCUCUCCAUUCCCAACCUUCUGGGUCAAGACCUUCUUAUCCCUUUUUUAAAAAACACUUUUAAACUUUUUAAAAACUUUAAACAUUUUUUCAGCAGAGAAGGAAGAAGUUGACAAUCAAUUUACAUUUUUUUAAGCCAUCUUAAGCUAAACUCUCACAAUCUACAUGGGCAGCUCUGAGGUUCCCUCAUGGAGCUUCACAGAUCCACUUUUAGGGAAGGGAUUUUGGCUCAAAACUAUCAGACCAAUUCUUUGCCCUUUCUACCAAGAUAAGUGACACCUAGGACCCAGGAAAUAAAUGCUGAUGAUCUAUGUGA